CAUACCGGAAGUAAACAAACCAGCUGUUCUGGUCGAGGCCUCACGUGGGGAAUCACGUCGCGCAGGUGUGACGUCUCUCCGGCACGCAUGAACUCCAUGUCUCUUCCCGAGGGUGUGAAGCCAGGCGGUAACCUCCGCGGCGCCAUGGCUGAGCUGUUGGGACAGAAGAGCCUGUUGGGCUUCGGUGUGCUGUUGGCCUGGCUGGUUCUGUUCCACCUGCUGGUCAACAUCUGGCUGCUGUGCGUGUUCACCAGCCUGCUGGUGGUGCUGGGCGGCUGGCUCGGCUCGCAGGCCGUCCUGGAGUCCAACAGCGUGGUUCACCUGGAGAGGUUUAUCACCCUGGAGGAGGUUAAGCCGUCUGUGGAGGAUGAGCGUCACCUGGACCAGGAGAUCCACAACACAGUGAGGAAAAUCAUCAGGGACUUUGUCACCUCGUGGUUCUCCACCGUGUCCUCCGAGAGUGGUUUUGAGACGGAGGUUCAAGAGGCCAUGAUCUCGAUGGCCAUGGAGCUGAAGAUCCGCUCGAGACAGCUGAACAGGAAGGAGCUGACCCAGAGGAUCCUGGAUCUGUUCGGCUGCCACCUGCAGGACUUCAUCAGAGCCAAGGAGCUGGUGUCGGAGCAGCCGAAGCCUCCGACGAAGAUGUGGAGCGGCGAAAGCGAGCAGCUUUGGCGGGCGUACUCCACGGUCACCACGCCUCAUCUCGCCACGACCGACGACGCGGUGCAGCUCAACUACACCAGAGCGGUCGUGGACUUGCUGCUGCACGUUUUGGUGCCGCCGCCUCACUUGGAGAGCCGCACGGGACGGUUCGUCGUCGGCGAGCUCAUCACCUGCAACGUCCUGCUGCCGCUCAUCGCCAAACUGUCCGACCCCGACUGGUUGAACUUUCUGGUGAUCGAGAUACUCGGCAAGUCCCGCAAACCGCAGGAACCGGUUGCGAAAGAGCCGCCGGCUUCGCUGCCGUCGUCGCUGCUAUCUCCGCCACCUUCAUCGCCGCCUGCUGAAUCAGAGCUCACUCCACUACAAGAGGCUCAAACACCUCAGAGGGAUAGGGAAAUGGUCGGCGACGCAGGAACGCCCGAGCUCACCGCCUACGAUGUGAUCGACUCCGAGGAGGCGGACUGUCCGCAGAGCAACGCCGAAGAAGAAGAACCAGCUCUUUCAUUUCUACGGCAUUACAUUAGAGGCAGCAAGUUGAACCCGUUUUACCAGGAAAAUGACUCGGACCUGGAUUCUCCUUCAGGCGACUACAAACGAGGCUCCAUUGAUUCCCUCGUCAUGAUCGGCCAGGACGAUGGCCUCUACGGCCGACGGAAGGAACAUCCCGCUUCUGUCGACGACAACAACGGCGUGGACCUGGAGGAUGUCUUCCCCAGCCCAGUUGACAACUCUUGUCCAAAAGUCCUGGUGAAUUCAGAGCCACUGGGGCAUCCCAACGGCUGCGACCUCUCUUCACUGAGGACACCGGCGGGGACUCCUAAUAACGGAGGCCUCCAGGACCUGGAGAGGGACGGUUUCCCCCCAGUGAACACGUCCAGGGAGCUGCUUCUGGGGGUAGAACAGAACGAGCUGACGGUGAACACUCCGUUGCAGGGCUCCUCUUCUCCGCUGCAGACGUUCAGCUUCGAGCCGCUCAUCAGCCCCGACGGACCGGUCAUCAUCCAGAACCUCCGCAUCACUGGCACCAUCACCGCUAAGGAGCACCGCGGCACCGGCUCGCACCCCUACACCCUCUACACCAUCAAAUACGAGACAGCGAUGGGCUGUGAGACCCCAGGAGGCCUCCAGCCGGGGUCUGAGGAGGCUGAGGUCGCACUGUCAGGGUGUGAGAAUCCAACGCCCGCCCAGCAGGUAGCCUAUCACAUGGUCAACAGACGAUACAGCGAGUUCCUCAACCUGCAAACCCGGCUGGAAGAAAAAAACGAACUACGGAGGCUCAUCAAAGGUGUUAAAGGUCCAAAGAAAGUGUUUCCAGAGAUGCCGUUUGGAAACAUGGACAGUGACAAGAUCGAGGCCAGGAAAGGACUUCUGGAGACCUUUCUCAAGCAACUCUGUUCCGUCCCUGAAGUGGCCAACAGUGAAGAGAUGCAGGAGUUUCUGGCUCUCAAUACCGACGCCAGGAUCGCAUUCGUCAAGAAACCUUUCAAUGUGUCUCGCAUAGACAAGUUCGUGGUGAACGCCAUCGUGGACACCCUGAAGACGGCGUUUCCUCGCUCAGAACCUCAGAGCCCAACAGAUGACAAUGACGCAGAGAUGGAUGGAGGGAAAAUAUCUUCUGACAAGAAGAGCAAGUCUCGUCUGAAGUUCUCCAGUAAAAACAUCCCCUUCAUGAACGGCUCGGACAUUAGACCGCCGGUUCUGUUCAGCUCGGAGCAAACCAGCACAGUGUUUAACGGGAUGUCGUUUGGAGAUUUGCAAGCCUUCAUCACUGAACAAGAGAAACUGUCCAUCCGAGUGGAGUCAGAGAGGGAGGACAGUCCAGUGAUGAGAGAAUUCGGAGGCUAUCUGGACGACGGCUUGAGGGGAAAGAACAGACAGGAACCUGCAUCUGAGACGGCGCUGGCUGAGGUGGCUCUGAACAUCCUGUGUCUGCUGAUGAAGGAGCAGUGGAGCUGGCUGUGCACAGAAAACAUCCAGAGGACCAUCAGGCUGCUGUUUGGGACCUUUAUUAACAGAUGGCUGGAUGUGAGCGUAGCCAACCUGACGUGCACUUCGUACUGGGUGGUGUACCUGCAGGUCAUCCAAGAGUCCGUGUGGCCGGGAGGAGCUCUGCCGACGGCACCACGACUUGAGCGCAGCCGGCAGGAGAAGGACGGUACCAGGCAACAAGCCUUACAGUGUCUGAUGAGACUCCUACCAGAUCUGAUCUCAGACCUGUUGGGCUCAGACAAGUACAAACUCUGCUGGCAGACAGCACUGGACUCUCUUCAAGACCCCUACAUUAACAGACAUCUGGUCUACUGCAUAUUUGACCUUCUGCUGGAGUUCCUGGUUCCUGAAAUACCCGAGGAGGACUUCCAGAGGAGCCUGUUGAGAACUCUCUCCAAGAACCCAGAGAAGCUGCUGGCGUGAGGAGAAAAAAACAACCCAUCUGUAGUUGCUCCUGUUGUACUAAUGUCCUGCGAUGAGAGUGUGAGUGAGUGUUUCAGGUGAGGCCCGUCGGUCCACACUUUAAACUCCUGAGGCCUGUCUUUAGCUACGUGUUGAAGCAGCUUUGAUUCCACCAGAGCACCUGGUUUGUGUUUGAUCCUAGAACGUGGCGGGUUGGCUCUCAACAUGUGGCAAAGCCCUGAAAGAUCUCCACACCAGCCUCUCUCUUCCUGCUCGCUAAACUCUCCGGCUUUAACCAAACUCACUUCAGAUGCUCUUUGCUCUUUGCCCUCAUCUCCUCUCGCAGUUUCUGGGUAGAAAAAAACAAAACACACCUGUUGCUCUAAUCUAGAAAAACAGGAUUUGCUUUAACUUAAAUCCCCAAAUGCUCUGUUGGGAUUUGAGCUUCUCUGUCUGUAUUCUCUGUUGAGCCGUUCUUCAAUAUCCCACAUGUGAUUCUGACAUAAUGUGAGCUGUACUUCCUAAAUCUGAGCCCUCCUCAGGGGAUCGUAUGUAUCUGGCUUUUUUAUUUUUACCUGCAUAUGUCCAGGUUCAGGAAAAGUACAUGCUGUAGUGUAGUGUGGUGACGAGUUGGUGUUUUACUGGAUCCUUUAACAGAUCCCUUUUGGAAUUAUCUGUACAGUUAAUGUCUAAAUCACCAAAAAAAUGGGGUCCACAUAAACAUGUAUAUGAAGAUUAGUGACGUAGACAGUGAACUGCCGGAGUCUUACUCACUUUUAGUGGUAUCUAUCCUUACAGUCCAGACUGCAACGUCCUCGUUACUCUUAAAAAUCCCUAACUGUAGACAUUUACACUAGAACUACUUUUGCUGAUAAAAUAGUCCCCCUGAAAACAGCUGACACAGCAGAUAUUUAUACACAAAGUAGGAAACUUAUAAUGGAUCUGUUCUCAUACAGAGUGAGUAGCUAAACCUAUGUAAAUAUUAAUGUGCUGUAAUUCCUAGAUAUCCCACAAAAUCUAUUAUUUUGUAAUUCACGUAAUCAUGAACCAGGAAGUAUAAAGACCACAAAAUCCACACAGGAUGGUUUAGCCCAAACUAUGAUAUUUUCCUAAACCCUACUAAGUAUUUCAAGAUCUUCUAAGAAAACAUAACGAAGUUGUUUCCUGUAAAGACUUUUGUAGGAAAAUGUACAAAAGGUUUUUUGAGUUUUUCCUCAUCAUUUUCUUCUCCACUUGAUUUUCACAAAUUAAGUAAUUCGUUUCCUCAGAAACCAUCUGAAAAGAGUUGAAGUCGUAGCCCAACGAAGUCUACAGGCAUUUGAUUUGAAACAUAUUGUUAAAGUUGUUUUUUUUGCACUUUGAAAAAUCUGCCUUCAUGGUGGAAAAACUCAACAAUCAGCGCUUGAUUCCCAGUCAGAUAAAGAUAACAAAUAGAAAACUGGUCCAAAGUUUGUUCCUUUGUCUUAAUAACAGGGUAACUGUAACGUCUUAACACAGACUGUCUUUAAAAAACAGCUAAUUUAAUCUUCAUUAGCAGCUGGCCAGAAUGACAUCCAGAAUAAAUCAGUUUCUUAACAUUUUAAAGGCGCUAAAUUUGAAAUUUUGCACAUUAAUUUGGCAGCAAACAUUUAUUAUCUAUGUAAAGAGAUAUUGGAAUAAUAUCUACCUGAGCAGAGAAUGAAAUCUUAUUAUAAGAGCAUCUCUAUGGGAUUACAGCUGAUUACGGCAUUGCCUGUUAGCUCUGUCAGCGCUGUUAGCAAAUGUUGGCACUGUUAGCUUCUAGCUGCCGGAGAUUCAUUUGGAAUUUAGCACCUUUAAAGUUCUAAAACUUGGAGAAAAUUAUGUGACUCAUAAUCCUGCAUUCCUUUGCAUUAAUUGUUUGGGGAGUAUGGAGUCCAUGUUGUAUUGAGAUUAAGAAAUUCCAUAUUUUCCCAUUUAAAAUGUAUUAAAUAUGUCUCCCGUGUCUGAAUCUGCAUAUUCCGUUAAUUCAUGUUGGGAUUCUGAUGUUACAAAAAGUUACAUUCCAAUUUGUACGUAAAAGAAAAAAUAAGUUUAUGUUUCUGACAUUCCAGUGUUUUGCACUUAUAUCCUGGAUUAGUGGUCUCCUUUAAAAAAAAUUCCAUUUCCAUUGUGUUAACUUGUGAUUCUGUCUAUUUAUUAACCUAUUUAUUUGCUUGAUUUACUAAUUUAUCACAUUUUCAAAGUGUUUGUGCUGAAAAAUAUGAGCGUCCUUGUUAAUGAAGUGCUUUUUGACUGGAUUUUGCCUUAAUUAAUAGAUGACUUGAUGAAGUUUGGUCUGUUUGUUGUGCAGAAAUGCAGUCGCCUUAGUAGAACAUAAGCACCCAGCUCUCUGUAGUGAAAAUGUUUGAAGCUGUUACAGUUAUUUGUUGUGAAGAGAUUUUCUUUUGCUACCUUAUGCUGAUGAUGGAGUUCUAUGUGAAACAGAAAAACUCCACUUAUUCCUUCUCUGAUCUGUUGCAUGCUGCUGCCACCAAAACAUUAAAUAAUUACUCAGAAAAUCAUUACAACUACAACAUUUUCUUGCUUUAACAAAAUCCUUUUUACGUAAUAAGAUUUGUUUUCAGGUUAGAAUGGUGUACUUUUCUAGUCAUUGCUUAUCAUUUUAUUUUAUAACACAAAACAACAAAAUCUGUCAUUAAAACUUGAAUGUUUGUUGGUUUAUUGAGAGAGCCGACACUUACUACAAAUAUUAACAGUGAGUCGUAUUUUAUUGCAUUACAACCUGGAUAUUGAACAUUAAUCAGAAUGAGAAAAACCACCAAGUAGGAAAAAAAAAUCAAUAGCGUCAAUAAUGAGGUUUCUAUCCAAAUGUAGCUUAAAUUUUAACAGAAUUUUCAAAAAAUCUGCAAAGGAAAAUGGCUGUUUCCAUUCAGCACUGUUACACGAAAAAAGAAAAAAAAAAAAAGCAGUAUGUGGUGAUAAAUCUCCAGUCAGGUGCCAUUAAACCAUUUCAGAAUAAGAGGACCAAACAAGAUGAGUCUAUUAAAAUAGUGUGAGAAAAGGAAGGAAAUAUGUUUCUAGGAAAACACGAAAACACGAGGACCAAAGAUUAAAGUUUACUUUGCGUAACAUAUCGUACAAACCGUUGUAUAAUAUCCAACAAACUUUUAGUUUUUGUUUUAAUGAGACAUUUUGUGGUAAAAUAAAAGGUUUAUGCGGACGAUGUUUUAGCACAAAAAGUUCCUUGGAGAAAAAAAAGAUGUCGUAUGUAAUAAUAAGCACCUUGUAAUAAAACUAAGAGGAUUUCUUUAAAGCAAGAAAACUAAUUCAUUUAUACAUAUUGUUUUGUAAAAGGUAGCAGCAAUAUGCUUCUGCACUAAUGUGCUUUAGUCAAUGUUACAUUCAUUCAUUCAUAUUUAUGCACAAUGUUAAUUAGAGCAGCCAGUGUUUAAUGAAUCAAAGCUUUAGGCCUUUAUGUUUUAGAGCAUUAUACGACUUUGUUAGCUGUGACCUUUGAACUCUUGUUCAUCCUUUGUCUUCUUGUCUAUCAGACUCUGUCUCUGGUGGACAUGUUUACUUGUGUUGUGCAUGUUGACAUCGUGACAGCAGAUUGUUUCACAGUCUUCAUAAACAUUUGUUGAGCAUAUUUGCAAAAAAAAACCCACAAUAAAGUUA
This is a messenger RNA of Anoplopoma fimbria (sablefish), 6690 nucleotides long. RefSeq names its product sorting nexin-19-like. The record is from RefSeq and is a predicted model, not a curated record. The coding region runs from base 88 to 3075 and encodes 995 amino acids. Gene Ontology annotation, molecular function: phosphatidylinositol binding. The transcript has 14 exons. Gene Ontology annotation, cellular component: early endosome membrane; intracellular membrane-bounded organelle. Lineage: Eukaryota; Metazoa; Chordata; Actinopteri; Perciformes; Anoplopomatidae.